AUGCCAGAGAAGGGUCACGGGAUCCCUUUUAGAAAUUCCCGUAAUAUCGGUCUAUCGCGACUUUUACGAUGGUCAAGUUCCUCUAUUUGCUGGACUUCAUAUAUCAUUUAUCGCGGCUGGGUGGUUGGUCAAAUAAUGUUUGAUCCGAGAUCAGGGAAAAUGAUCAUACACCCUAGGAAUAUUUGGACAAAGGGGGCUCUGCUCGUUAAGAUAUUUGCACUGGUCCAUGAUAAUUCUUUCAAAGCAUAUUUAAUUGUGGCGUUUACUUUGAUGUUUAUAAAAAGACAAGAAACCCUCAUAGAGGCAAUCGCAGUGCAAAUAUCGCUUUUGAACACCGGCCGUCUUUAUUGCUGGCUGAAUAGCCUAUCCUGGAAUCGAAUUCGGGUAGACGCUCAUUUGAAAUCAAUUUUGGGUCCACCCACCUUGGAAGGCAUCUCGCUGUUGAUUCUUCAUGUUUUGCAAUUGCAACUUACCCUGCUGCAGACUUUCAAUCAUCCUUAUAUAAUGGUGAUACUAAAUACUAUGCUGCUGAAGUUAAUUUGCAAUGCCUAUGUGGCUUACCAGAUGCUGCUGCUCUCUUGGAUAGCUGCUAUUAAUCAGUUUUUAAAGGACUAUCAACAGGAGCAGCAGCCAAACAGAAAGCAACGCAAGAAGCUCCUUCGGCUACUGCGGGUAUAUGCCAAAAUCAGCAAUGUCCACCAGGAUAUCAAAGUACUGUGGCUUCCAGUGGCAAGCAUGCUUUUCUCGAAUAUUGUAGAGCUAGUGGAUAAUUGGUCUAGUAUUAUGGAUGCUAUUUUUUACAAGCAUUAUCUGGGCGGUGGCCUUGCGCCCUAGUUGAGGAUUCUACUCAUUGGUUUAUUCAAUGACCGAUUGGUCCAAAUGCAGGGCUUACUUAACUUGCAGCUUCUGAUAAUCGACCUUAGAAAUCAAAAAACUAAACAGCUGGAUUUCAGCUUUACCAGUGAGCUCAAAAAUCUGCAAACCUGUUUCGAUCUCCAGCUCAGGGCACAACCCAUUAGAAAUCAGAUUAUGAGUGUUAAUCAUGUGUGUGAAUGUCCUUUCGUCCUGGAUUUCUUCUUCUGUACAGUGCUAAAUUGCAUUAGUUGCGUUCAGUAUAAUAUGGCAAAUGGCGAUGAUUUCCUUGACGACUGA
This is a messenger RNA of Drosophila santomea, 1152 nucleotides long. RefSeq lists its product as uncharacterized. NCBI's taxonomy places the organism in Eukaryota, Metazoa, Arthropoda, Insecta, Diptera, Drosophilidae. The record is from RefSeq and is a predicted model, not a curated record.